Molecule: messenger RNA, 7381 nt
Organism: Loxodonta africana (African savanna elephant)
Lineage: Eukaryota; Metazoa; Chordata; Mammalia; Proboscidea; Elephantidae
Gene: DLG5
Product: discs large MAGUK scaffold protein 5
Exons: 32
Coding region: 1-5763 (1920 amino acids)
Biological process (GO): regulation of apoptotic process; negative regulation of hippo signaling
Cellular component (GO): plasma membrane
Molecular function (GO): protein binding
Source: RefSeq, a predicted model, not a curated record
AUGGAGCCCCAGCGCCGGGAGCUGCUCGCUCAGUGUCAGCAGAGCCUGGCCCAGGCCAUGACGGAGGUGGAAGCCGUGCUCGGGCUGCUGGAGGCCGCGGGCGCGCUGAGCCCCGGCGAGCGGCGGCAGCUGGACGAGGAGGCGGGAGGCGCCAAGGCGGAGCUGCUGCUCAAGCUGCUCCUGGCCAAGGAGCGGGACCACUUCCAGGACCUGCGGGCGGCGCUGGAGAAGACGCAGCCUCACCUGCUGCCCAUCCUCUACCUGAACGGCGUGGUCGGGCCGCCGCAGCCCGCCGAGGGCGCGGGCUCCACCUACAGCGUCUUGUCCAUCAUGCCCUCAGACUCCGAAAGCAGUGGUUCCCUCAGCAGUGUGGGCACCACUGGGAAGGCACCAUCCCCGCCACCCCUCCUCACCGACCGGCAAGUCAAUGAGAAGGUGGAGAACCUCUCCAUUCAGCUACAGCUGAUGACCCGAGAGAGGAAUGAGCUGCGGAAGCGCCUGGCCUUUGCGACUCACGGGACGACCUUUGACAAAAGGCCCUACCACAGGCUGAAUCCUGACUAUGAGAGGCUGAAGAUCCAGUGUGUUCGGGCCAUGUCAGACCUGCAGAGCCUCCAGAACCAGCACACCAACGCCCUGAAGAGGUGCGAGGAGGUGGCCAAGGAGACUGAUUUCUACCACACACUCCACAGCCGGCUUCUGAGUGACCAGACCCAGCUGAAGGAUGAUGUGGACAUGCUAAGGCGGGAGAACGGGCAGCUACUGCGGGAGCGGAACUUGCUACAGCAGUCAUGGGAGGACAUGAAGCGGCUCCACGAGGAGGACCAGAAGGAGAUUGGUGACCUCCGGGCCCAGCAGCAGCAGGUGUUGAAGCACAACGGGUCAUCCGAGAUCCUCAACAAGCUGUACGACACGGCCAUGGACAAGCUGGAGGUGGUCAAGAAGGACUAUGAUGCCCUGCGGAAGCGGUACAGCGAGAAGGUCGCCAUCCACAGCUCGGACAUGAGCCGCCUGGAAAAGCUGGAGGAGGAGAACCAGCGCCUGCUGAAGCAGACGGAGAUGCUGACCCAGCAGAGGGACACGGCCAUCCAGCUGCAGCACCAGUGCGCCCUCUCCCUGCGGAGGUUCGAGGCCAUCCACCACGAACUGAGCAAGGCCACAGCCCAGAACAAGGAGCUGCAGUGGGAGCUGGAGCUGCUGCAGUCGGAGCUGACAGAGCUGAGGAGCGCACAGGCCAAGACUGCCAAGGAGUCAGAGAAGUACAAGGAAGAGCGAGACGCGGUGUACAGCGAAUACAAGCUCAUCAUGAGCGAGCGGGACCAGGUCAUCUCCGAGCUGGACAAGCUGCAGACCGAGGUGGAGCUGGCCGAGUCCAAGCUCAAGAACAGCACAUCCGAGAAGCAGGCAGCCAGCGAGGAGAUGGAGGCGCUGCGGCAGAUGAAGGACACAGUGACAAUGGAUGCUGGGAGAGCCAACAAGGAGGUUGAAAUUCUCCGAAAGCAGUGCAAGACUCUGUGCCAGGAGCUGAAGGAAGCCCUCCAGGAGACAGAUGUGGCCAAGUGCCGGCGGGAUUGGGCCUUCCAGGAGCGGGACAAGAUCGUGGCAGAGCGUGACAGCAUCAGGACGCUAUGUGACAACCUGCGGCGGGAGCGGGACCGGGCCGUGAGUGAGCUGGCCGAGGCCUUGCGAGGCCUGGAUGACACUCGCAAACAGAAGAAUGACGUCAUCCGGGAGCUUAAGGAGCUCAAGGAGCAGAUGGAAUCCCACCUGGGAAAGGAGGCCCGGUUCCGGCAGCUGUUGGCCCACAGCUCCCAUGACUCAGCCAUCGACACGGACUCCAUGGAGUGGGAAACGGAAGUUGUAGAAUUUGAGAGGGAGACGGAGGAUAUUGACUUGAAGGCUCUUGGGUUUGAUAUGGCAGAAGGUGUGAAUGAGCCCUGUUUCCCAGGGGACUGUGGCAUAUUUGUCACUAAAGUGGACAAAGGAAGCAUUGCUGAUGGCCGAUUAAGGGUCAACGACUGGCUGCUGAGGAUCAAUGACGUGGACCUCAUCAACAAGGACAAGAAGCAGGCCAUCAAGGCGCUUCUCCACGGGGAGGGGGCCAUCAACAUGGUGGUGCGGCGGAGGAAGUCCCUUGGGGGCAGGGUUGUCACACCACUGCACAUCAACCUGUGCGGACAGAAAGACAGCGGCAUCAGUCUGGAGAAUGGAGUGUACGCUGCUGCCGUGGUGCCCGGAAGCCCUGCCGCCAAGGAAGGGUCCCUUGUGGUGGGAGACAGGAUCGUCGCGAUCAAUGGCAUUGCCUUGGACAACAAGUCUCUGAAUGAAUGUGAGUCUCUGCUGCGGAGCUGCCAGGACUCCCUGACCCUCUCCCUGCUGAAGGUGUUCCCCCAGAGCUCCUCCUGGAGCGGCCAGAGCAUCUCUGAAAACCUCAAGGACUUGGAAAAGGUGUUGAGUUUUCGAACCCAGGGUCCGGAGGUCCAGGCUCACAGCAAGCGAAGCUUGUUGCAGCACAACAACUCCACGCAGACAGACAUUUUCUCCCUGGACAGGCUGGAGCACAGGAAGGAGGCAGGCCCCCCAAGAGGCAGCAGCUCCUUCCUGCACAAGCCCUUCCCUGGGGGACCCUUUCAGGUCUCACCCCAGGCCUGCCCCAGCGCCUCUGAGCGCAGCCUGAGUUCCUUCCGCUCAGACCCCUCUGGGGAGAGCAGCUACGGGCUGGUGGAGGGUCGCAGCCGGCGGUCCCUGCUGCCGUUCGAGGCUGAGGUGAGCACUUGUGGGGCGGCAGAGGCCCCCCUGGACAAGACGGAGCCCGAGAGCUCCAGCAGUGGUGGGACCUGGCCCAAGGCCGCGCUUAGCUCAGGGCCAGAACCUGAGAAGCUCUCCGUGUACAAGAAGCCAAAGCAAAGGAAGUCCAUCUUUGACCCGAACACUUUCAAACGCCCCCAGACGCCCCCCAAAAUAGACUACCUGCUUCCGGGCCCUGGGCCUGCUCGCUCCCCCCAGGCCUCCAAGAAAGUGGGGCCUCUGACACCCCCAAAACCUCCCAGAAGAAGUGACUCUAUUAAGUUCCAACACAAGCUAGAGACCAGUUCUGAGUCGGAGGCCACUCUGGUGGGCAGCUCCCCGUCUACCAGCCCCCCGAUGGCCCUGCCCCCCAACCGGGACCACGCAGAGUCCAUGCACGCAUCGUCCCCUCGCAAGGGCAGGGUCCGCAUUGCUUCCAGCCACCACCCCGAAGGCGAUGGGGACGCCUCCUGCCUACCGGCCAAGAAGUCCUGUGAUGAGGACCUCACCUCCCAGAAGGCAGACGAGCUGGGGCAGAAGCGCCGCAGGCCCAAGUCUGCUCCCGGGUUCCGUCCCAAGCUGGCUGUGGUGGACGCUCCCACCCAGUGCCUGGAGGAGCAGAAGGGCAUCCCGGCCAGUGGCGAGCUCCCUGCAGAGCUCCAGGAGUGGUCUCCUUACUCGCCAGUGCAUUCCAGCCGCCAUAGCAACCUCCCGCCCUACCCCAACAGGGCCUCUCUGGGCACUGUUCCCCGGAGCGUGACGCUGAGCACCACCGUAAGCUCCUUCCUGAGGGACCCCGUCUACGCCAUGCGGAGCCACAGGAUCGGCCUCUGCAACUCUCCAUCCGUCCCCAGAGAGGGUGGCACCCAGGGUUUUCAUCCCAGUGUCCAGCACCAAGUACGCCUGAGCCUGGACCUGAGCCAUAGGAUCUGCAGUGACCACUCGGAGAUGAGAGCCUGUCACGGGUCCAACUCCCUGCCCUCCAGCACCCGCCUUGGCUCUUCGAGUAACUUGCAGUUUAAGGCAGAACGCAUUAAAAUCCCAUCAACGCCAAGAUACCCCCGGUCUGUCGUGGGCUCCGAUAGAGGCUCCUUGUCACAUUCGGAAUGCAGCACUCCUCCUCAGUCACCCCUGAGCAUCGACGCCUUGUCCUCUUGUAGCCAGUCCCAGGCCUCGGUCUCCACAUUGCCUAGAAUUGCUGUCAACCCUGUGUCCCUUGGGGAAUGGAGAAAGGACAGGCCUUAUGUAGAGGAGCCACGCUACGUCAAGGUGCAGAAGGGCUUGGAGCCGCUGGGGAUCUCCAUUGUGAGUGGAGAGAAGGGCGGUAUCUACGUCUCCAAGGUGACCAGUGGAAGCAUCGCUCACCAGGCUGGCCUUGAGUACGGAGAUCAGUUACUCGAGUUCAACGGCAUCAACCUGCGGAGCGCCACAGAGCAGCAGGCCCGGCUCAUCAUCGGGCAGCAGUGUGACACCAUCACCAUCCUGGCCCAGUACCACCCGCACAUGCACCAGCUCAGCAACCACUCCCGGUCCAGUUCCCACCUGGACCCUGCUGGCAACCAGUCCACUCUGCAGGCCAGUGGCACCACCACCCCAGAGCAUACGUCUGUCAUCGACCCACUGAUGGAGCAGGAUGAGAGUCCAGGGACCCCUCCAGCCAAGCAGAGCACAUCCAGCUCCAGGACUGCUGGUGACACCAACAAGAAGGCCCCAGAGCCACGCAUCGUCUUCGUCAAAAAGCCUCAGCUGGAACUCGGGGUGCAUCUAUGUGGUGGGAACCUGCACGGGGUGUUUGUGGCUGAGGUGGAAGACGACAGCCCUGCCAGGGGCCCUGAUGGCCUCAUGCCGGGGGACCUCAUCCUCGAGUACGGCACGCUGGACGUGCGGAAGAAGACAGUGGAGGAGGUAUACGUGGAGAUGCUGAAGCCCAAGGACGGCGUCCGCCUGAAGGUGCAGUACCGCCCCGAGGAGCUCGCCAGGGUCAAGGGCCUGCCCGGGGACGGCUUCUACAUCAGAGCCCUGUACGACCGGCUGGCAGAGGUGGAGAAUGAGCUGAGCUUUAAGAAGGACGACAUCCUUUAUGUGGACGACACCUUGCCCCAGGGCACAUUUGGCUACUGGAUGGCCUGGCAGCUGGAUGAGAACGCCCAGAAGAUCCAGCGUGGGCAGAUUCCCAGCAAAUAUGUGAUGGACCAAGAAUUCUCCAGGAGGCUCAGCAUGUCCGAAGUCAAAGAUGACAGUGCCGUCAAGACACUGUCAGCAGCUGCGCGCAGGUCUUUCUUUCGCAGGAAACAGAAACACAAACGCCGUGGAUCCAAAGAUGGGAAAGACCUCCUUGCCGUGGACACCCUCUCCAAUGACUCUCUUCCCCUCUUUGAAGAUCUGGUGAGCCUGGCAUACCAGCGAGUGCAGAAAGUGGACUGCACCACUCUGCGGCCAGUCGUGAUUUUGGGGCCCUUGAUGGAUGUGGUGAAGGAAAUGCUGGUGAAUGAGGCACCCGGGAAAUUCUGCAGAUGUCCCCUUGAGGUGAUGAAGGCCUCGCAGCAGGCCAUUGAGCGGGGUGUCAAGGAUUGCCUCUUUGUUGACUAUAAGCGGAGGAGCGGCCACUUCGACGUGACCACAGUGGCUUCAAUAAAGGAGAUCACGGAAAAGAACCGGCACUGUCUCCUGGACAUCGCCCCUUACGCCAUCGAGCGGCUCCACAGCGUGCACAUCUAUCCCAUCGUCAUCUUCAUCCACUACAAGAGUGCAAAGCAGAUCAAGGAGCAGAGAGACCCCGUCUAUCUGCGGGACAAGGUGACCCAGAGGCAUUCCAAAGAGCAGUUUGAGACGGCUCAGAGGAUCGAACAGGAGUACAGCAAGUACUUCACAGGAAUCGUCCAGGGAGGGGCCCUGUCGAACAUUUGCAUUCAGGUCCUGGCCACGGUCACUCAAGAGCAGAAUAAAGUCCUGUGGAUCCCGGCCUACCCGUCGUAGAGCACUGUGCUGUGGAGGGCUGCUGUGACCCCACCAGCGGAAAUGUGGAAAUAGGGACACGUCUGUACAUAAAUGUGGAGGGAAGGACGGGGGGCAGCGGCUGAGGCAGCCCCCGGCCCAGGCCAGCAGACAGCAUUCCUCUCACUUGCGUGCUUUAAGACACAGCCAGCCAGCGACACAACAGACGUUCCAUAGCGGUCUCAGCAGCGGCUUUUCUUUGGCCAGCCGACCAGAGGUGCUGCGAGGAUACCCUUCCAUCUCACAAGUUUACAAGCCUCUGUCAAGCAUUUGGUGGUUUAUGUUUACUUGAACGGCUUCCCGUUGUCAGUGCCCAUCCCCUGUCCCCUCUGCCCACCCCUUCUGUCGCUCUGGCACUGUUUUUUGUUCUUGUUUUCUGUGAAACAGCUCUGCAGCCUCACUGGGGAGCUGCUUUGCUUUAGGGGGGUUCUAGUUCUGUGGGACCAGCGCUCUGACUCGGCGGCGCCCCCUCCUGGAAGAGCGAUGUGGUGACAGCACAUGCUUAGCCCGUGGGAGGCAGCCGAGCCAGGGCCUCUGUGGGGUCAGCCCAGCAGCGUCCUCCUGCACGGGGAAGAUGACUGUGGCAGCCUCACAAACUCGUCUCGGACUUUCUCUCCUGCCUUCCAUGUCCUUGCGUUUUCUUUGCAUGUGCACUUAUUAUUUAAGCGCUGCAUCUGGUCCCCCGAGCCCUGGGGGUUCACGAUGACACAGUGAGGCUCAGGCAAGGGGUUAAGCUCGGGCUGAUGUGUGCCACGGGCCCCGUGGUAGGUUCUGUAAAUACUGACAGCCUUUGUCAGCACCAUUUUUGCAGGGUAAUUCAUAAUCUUUAUGUUUGAGAGGGUGGCAAGGAUGUCAGCCCUUUUUAACAUGAAAACAUUCGUAUUUCAGACUUUGAAUCAUCAGCUUUGAGGGGAAGCAGCAUGAUUUGUGUUGCCACUGUCACAAGUAAAAACAGGGGUCUUUUUAGUCUGGGUCACAGCCCUCAAGGCACACCCCCUGCUCUGUGAGCAUAUCAUCGUUUGGGGUCUGUUUUUGCACUUCGAUGCUGGGUGGCUCCGGCCGAAACCGUGUGUCCCACUCUGAGGUACCGUACUGGGCCCCUGUGUCAUUGGAGCCAGGCCCACGUUUUAAAACUGUUCCUGACAUUUCACUUUAUUAGCAGGAAAUCUCUGAUUUCAUUUUUUCUUUGUAAUUCUAGGCGCUAGAUUGUAGUUUAGCAAUUACUGACAUUUUUAAAAAAGGGAUAUAUUUUCUUGCACAGUCGUUCAAAAGAGAGAAGUUUCAGUCCUCAGUGCUGUCCUUUGUUUGACAGGUACACGUUUUCUAGCUCAGACAACUAAGAAAAACUGUAGACUAUGUCUCCACCUAUUCCUUUGAUACCCUUGGGAGGGGGGUUUUCUAGAUUGUGGAUAGGGUGGGACAGCGAUGGUACGCAGACAGGUACUGUUCAGACAGACUGGCAUUUUCUGUACUAAAAUGUUACUUUGUAUCAAAAGCUAAACAGACUUUAGUACAACAAAUAAAGGUCAAUUUCUGUAACUGGUUGUGAACGAAGAUGUCUGUGUUUCACUUGUACUUCCUCUCUCCUGCUCUCUCGGUG